GUGAGUUACGUCGUACGUGCAGUUGCUGUAAGAGGAAGCAAGAUGGCGGAUAACAAAGGCGAAGAGGAUAUGGAUCCGACUGCGAGCUCGGAGCCAGAACCUCCAGUGGAAGCCGAAAGCCUCUCGGACUCGACAGCAGAGAACGCGGUUUCAACAACCGAACCAGUUUUUAAGGAGGACGCGGACAACGAGACGUCCGGUACCGUUAACGAGGCACCGACACCCGCCGAUGGAGGCGGGAAAGCUAGCAGCGGCGAGGCUGCCGCCUCAUCCGGGGAAGCCAACGAUGGCGUCGGCGAUCACGUUAGCCCGGCCGAGCCCAGCAGCACCAAUGCGGAGCCCGCGGCGACGGAGUCUCCCGCCGCUGCUGCAGCCGACGGACCCGCCACCGAGUCGCCCCCCCUUCCGGCCGCCCCAGCCUCCACACCGGUCCCCACUCCGCUUAACCUGCUGGAUACGUGCGCGGUGUGUAAACAGAGCCUCCAGAACCGGGACUGCGAGCCCAAACUGCUGCCCUGCCUACACUCCUUCUGCCUGAAGUGUAUCCCGCAACCGGACAGGCAAAUCAGCGUGCAAGUCCCAGGCCCGCACGGACAGACCGAUACGCACAUAGUGAACGUCAUGCGAUGUUCCGUUUGCCACCAGGACUACAAGCAAACCGACAUCAUAGACAACUACUUUGUUAAAGACACCAGCGAAGCCACCAGCACAGCUGAUGAAAAAGCUGCACAGGUUUGCACAAGUUGUGAAGACAAUGCAGGAACAAUAGGCUUUUGUGUGGAGUGUGGCGAGUGGCUGUGUAAGACCUGUGUGGAGGCCCACCAGAGAGUCAAGAUCACCAAGGACCACAAGAUCCGCACAAAGGAGGACGCUGAUGCCGGUUCUGAACCUGUCAGCCAAUCAGGACAGAGACCGGUCUUCUGUCCGGUCCACAAACAGGAGCCGCUCAAACUUUUCUGUGAGACGUGUGACACGCUGACCUGCAGAGACUGCCAGCUGCUGGAGCACAAAGAGCACAGGUACCAGUUUCUGGAAGAAGCCUUUCAGAACCACAAAGGUCUCAUUGAGACCAACAUGGCCAAGCUCCAUGAAAAGAACAGCUAUGUCCACCAUUCUUUGUCUCAGGUGCAGCACAGGUUAAAGGAGUUGAAUGAAACACACAGGAAGGUGGAGCAUGAGAUCAAAAUUGCAGUUUUUACUCUUAUUAAUGAAAUCAACAAAAAGGGCAAGUCUCUGUUGCAGCAGCUGGAGAAUGUGACCAAAGAGCGGAGCUUGAGGCUUGUGGCUCAGCAUAAAGACACUACCCAAUUAGCCCAGCAGAUCAGCCAUGUUCUCAAGUUCUGCAACUGGGCCAUCACGUCAGGCAGCAACACGGCGCUGCUGUACAGCAAGAGGCCGAUCAUGUACCAGCUGUGUAAGCUCUUCAAGGCCCGACUGGAACCGGCCCCCCAGUCCAACGGGGUGGUGCGCUUCUUCUGUGACCCCAACUUCUGGGCCAAAAACGUGGUGAAUUUAGGUAAUCUGGUCAUUGAGAAGCCCCCCCCACCGACACAGCCUCACAAUGUGAUGGUAGCAGGACCCCCCAUCUCUCCGGGCCAGGGUCUCCCCGGCAAACAUCCGGGUCAGAUCAACCUGGCUCAGCUGCGGCUGCAGCACAUGCAGCACGCAGCCUACGCGCAGCAGAAGCAGCAGCAGCAGCAGCAGCACAUGCAGCAGCAAAUGCGACUGGCUUCUCAAAUGUCCCAGCAGCACGCCCGGCAGAGCGGGCCCCCCCUGGUCCAGCAGCCCCCACGGCUCAUCAGCAUGCAGCAGCUUCAGAGAGGACCAGGGGGCAUGAACGGGGGGCCUGGCCCCCCCAUGUACCCUUCCUCUCAUCACAUGCGCCUGCCCGGGCCCCCCCAGAACCGGAUAGCCACGGCUCAGCCCAGACCCAACGGUCAGCAGUAUUCCUCCCUGAUGCAGCCUCAGUUACAGAGACAGAUGUCUGUAGAAUCUGAGAUGAGCCACCAAAGGUUUCGUUUCUUACUUCAAUCAGGGCAUUCCAACCCAGGACAUGCAGGGCCGUUCCCUGUUGCAUCUUUGCAUAAUGCCAACCCCACCAGUCCUACCAGUGCCAGUAUGGCGGGAGCCCACGCUCACCGCGGACCCGCCAGCCCGGUCAUCGGUCCCAUCGAGCUGAUCCCCUCCGUCACCAACCCAGAAAACCUUCCCUGCCUUCCAGAGAUCCCACCGAUUCAGCUGGAAGAUGCAGGUUCCAGCAACCUGGGACAUAUUCUAUCUCGGUACAUCACAGCGAGCACACAGCUCCACCUGGGCUCCGUGGACCUGAACACAUCUCCGGGAUUACCCAAUCUGUCUCCUGGAUCCUCAGGUUUGUCCAAUGCUCACACGCCAGCACGGCCCUCCAGCACAUCCAGCACAGGAAGCAGGGGCAGCUGUAGUUCUGCGGGGAGGAUCGGAGCAGGAGGCGGAGCAAGUUCAGAUCCGGUCAAAGUGAAGAAGGAGCCGGGUUCGGAGGACAGCUACAGCUGCCCGGCGUCCUCUCUGAAGACGGAGCGGGGCAAAGACGCUGGCAGGAGUGCCUGCAUGAUGAGCAGUCCAGAGACCAGCCCGCGGGGGGCCGCGUCCACCGGCCAGCGGAUCAAAACCGAGCCGGAGACGGAGACAUCGUGUUCUGAACUGAACGGUCUCAGUGGCGCUGCCACCACCACAACCAGCUCUACCUCAACCACCACGGAGAACAGCCACAGCAAGGCCAACCUCCUGCUCACCAAUGGAAACACAGGCAAGGAGGCGGGGCCCAGCAGGGGCGGAGCAUCCGAGGAGAACCACGGAGGCAAAGAGGACGAUCCCAACGAAGACUGGUGCGCCGUCUGCAUCAACGGGGGUGACCUCCUCUGCUGUGACCACUGUCCCAAAGUGUUCCACAUGAAAUGUCACGUCCCCACCAUCAAAAUCUUCCCUAAGGGGGACUUUGUCUGUACUUUCUGCCGGAGUCUGAGUGAUCCUGAAAUUGAGUACUGUGACGACAGCAAGAGAAUCAAAGGAGAGCACAGCCUGAACCCCGAAGACCAAAGGAGAUGUGAGCGCGUCCUGCUGUACAUCUUCUGUCACGAGCUCAGCAUGGGCUUCAGGGAACCUGUUCCCAGCUCUGUGCCCAACUACUACAAGAUCAUUAAGCAGCCCAUGGACCUGAAGAAGGUGAAGAAGAAGCUGCAGUUACGGAGCUCCCAGUACUACAAUUCUGUCCAGGAGUUUGUGUCGGACAUGCGCCUUAUCUUCAAAAACUGUGCAAAGUACAAUGAGAUGUCUCGAAUAAUCCAGGUUUAUGAUGAGGAGAAAGAGAUUAAUACACAGGCCGGAUCGGAGAUGGCCAUUUCCGGGAAGGCGGUGGGCCUGUACUUUGAAGAGAAGUUGCAGGAGAUGUUUCCAGGCCAGAACUUCCCCGAAACCCCAGAAGCCGAGCCUCCGGAUGAGAAGGAGCGGGAGGAGGAAACGGAGGACUCAGAGGACGACUUCAUACAGCCGCGACGCAAACGGUUGAAAACGGACGAGAAGGUCGUCCACAUCAAAUAGUGACUGAAUGAGGAGUGAAGACUGUCUUCCCAGACUCCCGUUUCUUCAGGAGGAGGAGAACUUCUCAGAAAACCUGGUUCAUCCAAUGGUUGCCUUUGGAAGAACUCUGAUCUGCAACAUUGUACAGAUGCUGAAGCUGGACUCGAUUUGCAGUAGUGAGCUUUGGGUUGUUUUUUUCUUAUGCGUUUGUAGAAUCAUGUGAUCAUUUCCUUCAAUCCCGUAUUUGUUUGCUGUAUCAUACGCUUGGAGAUGGAGCUGACUGAGUCUGUGUAUGGCUUUGGAGAUGUUCUGUAAAUAAGAGAGGAGUCCUCUGAAGAUAUUCAACACUAUGGAUGUUUUGGUGCGUCGUCAAUAAAACUUGUUGAGAUAUAUCAGA
Messenger RNA from Oryzias melastigma (Indian medaka), 3952 nucleotides. RefSeq names its product tripartite motif containing 33 (gene trim33). Lineage: Eukaryota; Metazoa; Chordata; Actinopteri; Beloniformes; Adrianichthyidae. The coding region runs from base 43 to 3576 and encodes 1177 amino acids. Gene Ontology annotation, molecular function: zinc ion binding; protein binding. The transcript has 21 exons. The record is from RefSeq and is a predicted model, not a curated record.